AUGGCCUCUCAAUCGUUGAGCUCGUUGUUGCACCGCACAUCCAUCGACGACCACGAGGAGGUCCUGCGUUCGGCCAAUGCAGCUCUAGCAAAGUCUAAAUCGGAUACCUAUUCUCAGAAUAUCAAGGUUGUGGCCUUGCUGAAGCUUGAUCGCUAUGAGGACUGCCUGCGCGUGUUCGAAGAGGGAGGUGAGAAGUUGAAGAAAACCGCGGCAUUGGAGUACGCGUAUGCUCUGUACAAGUGCGGUCAGCUCGAUAAAGCGAUCGAGAUCGUUUCACGUAUAGUCGACAAUCGCGGUGCGCGUCACUUGGAGGCUCAGGUGAGCUAUCGAUCAGAGAAAUUCCGUCGGACAGCCGAAAUCUAUGAGGACUUGGCCAAGGACCAGGGAGCUCUGGACAAUGAAGAAAAUGACCUGCGCAUCAACGCAUGGGCGGCAGAUGCUCAGUUGCAAUGGAAAGGAUACCCUGAAUAUGUCCGUCACACCCGACCGACGAGGGAUGAUCUGGAAGCGUUUGAGACCGUCUACAAUGCUGCUUGCCUGAGUAUCGCCAAAGGAGAGUUUGGUCAAGGGGAGAUACUACUUAAGCGGGCAAAAGAGUUGUGUCGGACAUCCGAAGACCUGACACCAGAAGACAGAGACGCUGAGUUGCUCCCAAUUUCCGUGCAGCAGCUGUAUGUUUUGAUCAGUCAAGGAAAGUCGGAAGAAGCCGAGUCCAUCCUGCAGGAAAUCUCGGUCAAAGAUAUCCCGGAACUAUCGACCAAGAAGAUCGCAGAAAAUAACAUCACCCUCGUCCGUGACACCGCUGCAAACCCGUACAUCCUUUAUAAGGCGUUACACAAGACCCCAGAAUCCACUGGUAAUGACCGAUUGUUCGACUUCCAAAGCAACAUAAUCAGCGGCAACUUUAACGCGGCCGACCUUCUUGUUCAGAAAUACGAUGGCAUCAUCCGAUCUACGUCCAAGACACGGUCUCACGCCCCUUGUCCCUCCAUAGAGCCCGGCAUCAACCUGCUUUCGGUAUUUAACGCCGCGGCCCACGCCCAUGGCCAGACCGGUGCAAAGGCCCUGAAAGCGAUUCUACCCGCAGUAGAGAAACGACCAAAGGAUCUCGGAUUAGUACUCACCGCCGUCCAACUCUACGUGAGCACCGGCAACACGACCUCCGCCAUCGCCACCUUGGAGAAAUGCCUUGGACUCCUGGAAGAAUCCAUCUCCGAGCAGGACAAGGAAGUGCGAUUCAACCCUGGCCUCCUGGGCAUCCUUGUAUCUCUGUACAAGCUCGAAGGCCGCAAGGUACAAAUCCGCACCGAACUCGGCAAAGCUGCAAGCUACUGGCGCAGCCAGGCCGAGGCGCCUUCCUCCCUGCUACGAGCGGCAGCGGCAUCACUCAUUUAUUCUGCGGAUCAGUCCGAUCUCGUCACCGCCGGCGAGCUGUUUAAGGAUCUUUACCAGAAGAACGCGGAUGACCGGUUUGCAAUUGCCGGCUACGUCGCUUCGCAGGCAACCCUGGACUACGACAAGGUCGCAUCACAAGUCAACCGUCUCCCUGCAACCACCGACUUGGUGUCAGACAUCGAUGUAUCUGCCCUCGAAUCUGCCGGGAUCUCUCCCUCGUCUGCUACGGCCGCAGCGGCCCUUGCCAGUGCACGCAAGCGCCCAGCAGCAGACAAGGAAGGCCGUGCAACGAAGCGAAUCCGCAAAUCACGUCUGCCAAAGGACUACGAUCCGAACAAGGCCCCUGAUCCAGAACGCUGGCUUCCUCUGCGUGAUCGAUCCAGCUACCGCCCCAAAGGACGAAAGGGCAAGCAGCGUGCGGCGGAACGUACCCAAGGAGGCAUGGUCACCGAAAAGACGGAGGAAGCUAACGCAGCAGCCAGUCAGCAGGGCAGUCAACAGCGGACUCAGGCUAAUACUUCGAAGAAGAAGAAGAAGGGGAAGCGGUAG
Molecule: messenger RNA, 1944 nt
Organism: Aspergillus tanneri
Lineage: Eukaryota; Fungi; Ascomycota; Eurotiomycetes; Eurotiales; Aspergillaceae
Gene: SRP72
Product: signal recognition particle subunit SRP72
Exons: 4
Coding region: 1-1944 (647 amino acids)
Biological process (GO): SRP-dependent cotranslational protein targeting to membrane
Cellular component (GO): signal recognition particle, endoplasmic reticulum targeting
Molecular function (GO): ribosome binding; 7S RNA binding; protein binding
Source: RefSeq, a predicted model, not a curated record